AUGAGAAAUACCUGUUAUUUCCCAUCACGAGUUCGACAGAUUUUCAGUGAUUUCGCAGUAAUGAUUGCCAUUGUUAUCAUGACAUUUGUUGAUAUGUUUGUUGGUAUCAGUACUCCCAAACUUAACCCAACAUGGGAAGGGCGUGGUUGGUAUGUACCACCGUUUAAUGGUAAUCCAUUUUGGACGGCAUUAUUCUCUUUCAUACCAGCAAUACUUGCAUGUAUUCUCAUUUUCAUGGAUCAGCAAAUUACUACAGUUAUCGUAAAUCGUAAAGAAAAUAAGUUAAAAAAGGGUUAUGGUUACCAUUUGGAUUUAUGUGUUUUAGCAUUUCUCAUUCUUUUGGUUGGUACACUUGGAUUGCCCAUAUAUGUGGCGGCUACGGUACUUUCAAUAAAUCACGUUAAUUCAUUGAAGCUUGAAUCGGAAUCUCGAGCUCCGGGUGAAGUUGCUCAGUUUAUUGGUGUCCGGUAG
This is a messenger RNA of Acanthocheilonema viteae, 471 nucleotides long. The record is from the annotation of a GenBank genome assembly. Lineage: Eukaryota; Metazoa; Nematoda; Chromadorea; Rhabditida; Onchocercidae.